AUGGAUCCAACACAAUCAACUUCUACUCAGACCCCAGCGUCUUCAUCUUCCUUUGCAACCACCAUGGCCUCUCUUACACCUUCCUCCACUCUAGCUAGUGCAGUACCCCAACCGCCGAUUCCAUUCACUAUCCCUUCAAAACAAGACCAAACCUUGGCCGCUACUCUACAAUCUACGUCCAUCGGCGCUGCACCUGCUAUGUCUCAGGGUCAACAGCCUUUAUCUCACGUUUUCAACGGUUCCGCCUCAGGGUUACCAGUUGCGCAGGGAAUCAACCCAGGUAGCAUCCAACGAUCGGAAACCGCCCCCGGCGCUCAACCCGCCGCGGACUUAUACCCGCAUCAGAUUACUGGACUUGGGGGUCCUACUGCAACUGCCCCAUUCCUACAGGACUUUAAUCUUGUAGCAGAGGCAGCCAAGCGGGCGCAGAUGGGGAUCGUGAUGCGUGAUCUAGAGAGCGUGACCCUAUAA
Penicillium malachiteum is the source of this 471-nucleotide messenger RNA. RefSeq lists its product as uncharacterized. Bases 1 to 471 code for a protein of 156 amino acids. The transcript has a single exon. NCBI's taxonomy places the organism in Eukaryota, Fungi, Ascomycota, Eurotiomycetes, Eurotiales, Aspergillaceae. The record is from RefSeq and is a predicted model, not a curated record.